This is a messenger RNA of Lachancea lanzarotensis, 792 nucleotides long. RefSeq names its product LALA0S03e06502g1_1 (gene PUN1). Lineage: Eukaryota; Fungi; Ascomycota; Saccharomycetes; Saccharomycetales; Saccharomycetaceae. Gene Ontology annotation, biological process: fungal-type cell wall organization. The transcript has a single exon. The record is from RefSeq and is a predicted model, not a curated record. Gene Ontology annotation, cellular component: plasma membrane; cell cortex of cell tip. Bases 1 to 792 code for a protein of 263 amino acids.
AUGGUCAAUUGUAUAUCGCUCUUUUGUGCAGCAUUUUUGUCGUUUGCCGCAUUGAUCCUGGCAUGUGUCGCAUGUGCGGGAUCAACGAAGAACUACUACCCUAUUAACAACAUUUUUGAAGCUCAGCUGGACCUCAGCAAGCUAGACGUGACAAAAGUGCUUCCGGAGCUACCACAAUCUUUGUCAUCAUUUGAUACUUUGGGAUUGCCCUCGUACGUUAACGUAGGUCUGUGGUCCUACUGUGUGGCAGAUUCGGCCAAAAAAGUCACCAGCUGCACUUCUCCGUCCGGAAUUCAGCAAUUCGAUCUGCAGCAGGUCAUCAAGGACAACAUCGACAACAACCAGGUGGCCCAGCUGAUCUCAAGUCUUGCCCAGAUUGCACUGCCCGAAAAACUGCAAGAUAACAUGACUUAUUACAAUAACCUCGUGAAAUGCAGCUUCAUAACGCUUCUCAUUGGUAUUAUCGCCAGUGGUCUCAAUAUCAUCGCCAACUUGUUGCGUUGGGUCCUGCAUUUUGCGUUUGUCACUUGGGUUUCUCGCUUCCUUUCAGUAAUUGCUUUCCUAGGCCUUAUCGUCUCCGCAGGAACAAGCACCGGAACCUACGUUUACAUCAAAAACGCAUUGCAAUCUAACUACGACACCUAUGGUGUUAAAAUGAGUCUGGGCCUUAACUUCUACGCAGUUUUAUGGGCUAGCGUUGCUGCAGCGCUCUUAAAUUUGAUAUUCCUAUCUGCGGUAAAAUCAAGACGCUACUCUUACAUGCGUCCUAUCGAGGAAAAGCCUCUCGUUUAA